AUGUUGUACCUCGUGGGACUCGGUCUUGCAGACGAACGCGACAUUACUGUCCGCGGCCUUGAGAUUGUCAAGAAGGCCGAGCGCGUCUACCUCGAGGCGUACACGGCGGUGCUACUGGUCGACAAGGAAGUGCUUGAGUCGUUUUAUGGGCGUGAAGUAAUCAUUGCCGACCGCGAGAUGGUCGAGUCAUCCAGCGACGACAUCCUCGCCGACGCAGACAAAGUCGACGUUGCGUUUCUCGUCGUGGGCGAUCCGUUCGGAGCAACAACACACACCGACCUUGUGCUGCGCGCGCGCGAGCUCUCCAUCCCCACGCGCAGCGUCCCCAACGCCUCGAUCCUGACCAGCAUCGGCACGACGGGCCUGCAGCUGUACAACUUCGGACAGACCGUGUCCAUGGUCUUCUUCCUCGACAACUGGAAGCCCGCGUCCUUCUACGACCGCAUCGCCGAGAACGUCACCAUCGGCCUGCACACCCUGGUCCUCCUCGAUAUCAAGGUCAAGGAGCAGAGUCUGGAGAACAUGGCAAGGGGCCGCAAGAUCUAUGAGCCCCCGCGCUACAUGACGGUCGCGCAGUGUGCGCAGCAGAUGCUGGAGAUUGAGGAGGAUGUCAAAAAGGAGGGCGUCUACAGCCGGGAGUCGCUGGCGGUCGGUGUUGCGCGUGUUGGCGCUGCAGACGAGAAGAUUGUCGCUGGCACUCUGGAGCAGCUCACCGAGGCCGACUUGGGCGCGCCGUUGCACAGCUUGGUGCUGCUGGGGCGGAGGACGCACGAUCUGGAGCGGGACUUCCUGCUCGAAUUUGCAGUGGACAAGGAGAAGUUCAAGAGUGUGUGGGCGAGAGACUACGAGGGCAAGCAGUAA
This is a messenger RNA of Ascochyta rabiei, 861 nucleotides long. Its product is annotated as Diphthine methyl ester synthase. Gene Ontology annotation, molecular function: diphthine synthase activity. The record is from RefSeq and is a predicted model, not a curated record. NCBI's taxonomy places the organism in Eukaryota, Fungi, Ascomycota, Dothideomycetes, Pleosporales, Didymellaceae. Gene Ontology annotation, biological process: protein histidyl modification to diphthamide. The coding region runs from base 1 to 861 and encodes 286 amino acids. The transcript has 3 exons.